This is a messenger RNA of Neodiprion fabricii, 846 nucleotides long. RefSeq lists its product as uncharacterized. The record is from RefSeq and is a predicted model, not a curated record. Gene Ontology annotation, molecular function: nucleic acid binding; 3'-5' exonuclease activity. The transcript has a single exon. The coding region runs from base 1 to 846 and encodes 281 amino acids. NCBI's taxonomy places the organism in Eukaryota, Metazoa, Arthropoda, Insecta, Hymenoptera, Diprionidae.
AUGGGUCUAUUGAAUCAAUCAGCUACCAAUGAUACGAUCAAGCCAUUACAGGAGUACCAGGAUAACAGCAAUGAAAUUUCAAUAUCUAAUGAACUACCAGAAAUUAUAUUUUUUGAUCUUGAAACAACUGGGUUCGGAAGUACUGCUGGAAUUUUGCAAAUCGCUGCAGGCUGUAAUGGAUCAUAUUUUAAUAAAUAUGUGACUCCUACAACGGCGAUUAAUUCUAAAGCCAGUGAGGUUCACGGUCUUACAAGCAGUUGUGGAGAAUUAUUUUAUCAUAGCAAGAGAGUGGAAACAUUACCACUAGACUGUGUGAUGCGCGAGUUUCAUACUUUUCUCCGUUCUUUCGGUAAGCCUUGUCUUCUCGUAGCACGUAACUGUAAUUUUGAUAAACCUCGUCUCAUUAACGCAAUGGCUGAUACAGGUACCAUACUUACCUUUCAGAAAUGUAUAAUCGGUUUUAGCGAUACACUUCCGAUUUUUCGCAGUUUAUUGAACAGGCAUACUCAAACAAGUCAAGUUGAUUUAGCCAAAGAAUUCCUGACUGAUGUAUCGACAGACGAAGCACACAAUGCAAUUGAGGAUGUACAAAUAUUAGAGAAGCUAGUCAAAUAUUUUAAGAUAAGUGAUGAUACUUUUAUUGAGAAAAAACAGAGCAUCCAAGCAUUUUUGCUCGACCAAGACAAAAAGAAACGUAAUGCGAGGCUGAGAGCAACAACAUUAGGUCCACUCCACAAAGUUAUUUCCAAAAAUAUUUGCGAUAAAUUGAUAGAGGCUUCCAUAACGUAUGAUAAGUUCAUUGAUGUAUUCAUUGCUAAAGGUGAACCAGGUGUUAUUGCACUUUGA